CACAUGAUGGUCUAAGAAAAUCUUUUCAUAAAUGUGGAUACAUAAGCUGUGGGCAGUCCUAGCGAUGCGAUUCAGGCACUCUGUCAAACUGGAAAGCUCUGUUUGCUGCGUGUUUUAUGUCAGCACAAAUCUAAUAUGCUCAAGAUGGAGUUUGCCCUUGUGAAUUUACAUUGUUGGUGGUUAUCUGUGGUUCUGGAAGAUUCUCCGGAAAGCAGAUAAUGGUACAUGGCUACACCUCUGUCUUCCUUUCAAGCAUCUGUCUGUCAGGCCUCCUGUCUGUACCCUGCUGUGAAGCCUGCAGCCCCUGGUCAAUCACAGCCUUCCUGUGCUCUGAAAAGACUUGUCUUAAUAUGGGCUAAUCAUCUCAAACUCAAUUUUAUUAACAUGGCUCUGAAGAACAGAAACCAUCGAAUGCCCUUUAUCGUGGAGGGAGUCGAAGAAUCUCCCUGAUUUUUUUUCCACAGACUGAAGUACGUCUAGAAAAAUCUGUAACUGGAUUGUAAUGACGUCUUUAGCUAAUAAGAAAAGAAGCUGGGAAGAUCAUGUGACCAACUGGCCAGGCUUUACAAUUGAUUCUGUUGAUUCUUGUGCAGACUGUUGUCAUGGACUUGUGGCUGAUAAUCUAAAACCAAGUAUGGAAAGCAAUGAAAUCUCAAAAUCAGAUGAGGAACGAUUUUCCAGUAUAUCUUUACCAGAAUGUUAUCAUAAUUCCGAUCUGUUUGGACUUAAAUCAAAGCAACUGUGUGGCCAUAGAGAAGAAGUGGAUGAAAAUGAUAAUCAUGAGAGUGAGGAAUACAUCCUCUCAUUAGAAGCAAGCACAGAGACUCUAGUUCACGUAUCUGAUGAAAGUGCAGACCUCAGUUGUGAGGAUGAUAAUGGUGCAGGAGAAGGUAAGACCUCAGGGUCCGAACAAAUUCCAGAUGAGAUUUCCCCAUUUGAAGAGAUCAACCAAGUGACCAAGAAUACAUCUGAGAAUUUUGGAAUAGAUAUUGAUCCCAAUUAUGAUUCAGUUCCUGAGGAAGACACAAAGUGUGAUGCGAAAGCAAACGAGUCUGAACACCUGGAACCUUUAGAACUAUUAGAUCAGGGGAAUUUACCAAAAAGAGAUCUGGGUAAGGAUUUUGAUGCAAUUAUUCCAGGAGAAGAGCUUGUCCACACUGCAGUGAUUGCACAGCAGCGUAGGAAACAUGAAAUGUUGAAAGACGAAUAUGAUGGGGAGGAAUCUAAAACUACAGAUGAAAUAUUGGUUCAUUCAUGCCAUGUCACUGAUGAUGACAACCAAGCAACAGAGGAUAUCCCUGUGAAUUGUAUUGUUGAAUCACAGUCAGGCUCGAAGGAAAUUUUGGAUCAAUCCUUUCUGGAGCAAAUUAGUCUAAAUGCUGGACAAGCUCAGAAUGGUUCCGAUAUUGGGAAUAUUAGCACAAAUAUUUCAAAGCAAAUUCCUCAAAUAUUAAAUUCACAGGAAAAUACAAAUGAUUAUAAUUCUGUGGAUUACCCCAUAAAACUUCGAAAGAGAAAGGAAAUGAAGGAAGAUCGCGAUCGAGCACGGCUAGAUUCCAUGGUGCUGCUCAUUAUGAAAUUGGAUCAGCUUGACCAAGAUAUUGAGAAUGCUCUCAGUGCAAGCUCGUCUCCAUCCAAUACCCCGACUGUUAAAAGAAGACAUAUUCCUGAGUUGGAAUCUGAUUCAGAAAAUGGAGCAGAUGUUGUAGUGAUCAAUCAAAACCAAAAAUUGCAUCUUGCCAACUCACAACUUGGACCAAUAUCUACAUCAGCAGGUCCGGGUGCUAAACCAAAGACUGUGGCAAUGCCGAUGAUAUCAGAAAAAGGAAAGGCUGAGAGCGAGGCCAAGGAGGCCUGUGAUUGGUUACGGGCAGCAGGUUUCCCACAAUAUGCACAGCUGUACGAAGAUUUGCUGUUUCCUAUUGAUAUUUCUUCAGUGAAGAGGGACCACGAUUUCCUGGAUCGAGAUGCAAUUGAAUCUCUUUGCAGACGAUUGAACACCCUUAACAAAUGUGCUGUGAUGAAACUUGAAAUAAGCCCACAGAGAAAAAGGAGUGAAGAUUCAGAUGAAGAUGAGCCUUGUGCUAUCAGUGGCAGAUGGACUUUCCAGAGGGACAGCAAACGAUGGUCACGGUUAGAAGAGUUUGAUGUUUUCCCACCGGCAGAGGUGACAGAUGUCAUCUCCAGUGAUGAAGUUUUGUUGAAGAACGCAGUGAGUCAUGAAAGUGUGCUGACUGAUCUAAGUGAGCGGCAGGAAGUAGCAUCGAUUCACAGUGCCAGCAGCACAGGGAGCAGCAGCACAAACUUGCAGAAGGAUGUGGAGGCCAAACGGACAAAUUCUGAGAUAAGUGUAAUUUCCUCAGGGAACUCUACUACAAAUGAAGACUCGUUCAGCAACCUCCCUUCACCAACAGAUGUCUCCAGUUUUACCUUCAGUGCAAAAGCUGAAAGGAACACAAAAUCCAAGGCUAAGAGCUUCUUGAAGAGAAUGGAGAGCCUGCGCAUUAAAAGUUCUCACAGCAAAAAGAAACUUUCUUCAAAAAAUAGCCUGGUCAUCAGUGGACCUGUGCUCCAAGAAGGUAUUGAUGAGGAAAAAUUGAAACGCCUGAACUGCAUUGAGAUAUCUACUCUCAAUGGCAACAAUGCCAAUGCUUCUAUGACACAAAAUCAGAGUGUUUCUUAUUCUACACAAGCCAGUAGCAGCAGCAGCCAAUCGGAGACCAGUAGUGCAGUUAGCACACCCAGCCCUAUCACCAGAACUCGCAGCCGCGGCUCCUGCAAUAAGCGAAGUGGAAUGUAUUUAGAGGGCUUUGAUCCUUUCAGUCAAUCAAUGCUUAAUGAGAUCAGACAGCAAAAUUUAAAGAAUCAGAAAAGCAUGGAAGAGGACAUUAUCUUCUACAUUCCUGAGGAUCACAAGCCAGGCACCUUUCCUAAAGCACUUUCAAAUAGCAACACCUACCACACUGAUGGCUCUUCUGUGAAUUGGCGACAUGGAAGUUUUCAUGGACACAGACACAGAAGCUUGACCAGGGAGAGCAGCACUGACAGCUCAAAGGAGUCCAACUUUGGGCGGAGGCGGAACUCAUGUAGUUCGCAAGGCAGCCGUCUCAGUAUCUAUGAUAAUGUACCGGGAUCCCACCUUUACUCCAGCACUGGAGACCUAGCAGAUCUAGGGAACGAGGAGGACAUUUUCCCAGAACUGGAUGACAUUCUACACCAUGUUAAUGGACUACAAAGGAUAGUAAACCAGUGGUCAGAAAAACUCUCUGAUGAGGGGGACUCAGACUCAGCAAUGGACUCAAUUUCUCCUUGUCCUUCUUCCCCCAAACAAAUACACCUGGAUAUCGAAAAUGGCCGGGCCUCACCUAAUGCUAUUGAUAGCACUGGGAACUUCAUCAAUGAUGCAGAGGAGCAGCCUGCGAUCCAGGAGAGGAGGGAUUCAGGUGUCGGCGCAUCUCUCACAAGAUCAAACAGGCGACAGAGACUACGAUGGGGCAGUUUCCAGAUAUCUCACAGGCUGAGUUUAAAUUCAGCCUCUUUGCAGAUUAACAGCCAGUCCGUUGCACAAAUGAACCUGCUCCAGAAAUUCUCUCUGUUGAAGCUAACUGCGCUGAUGGAGAAAUACUCACCCUCGAACAAGCAUGGAUUUAACUGGGCUGUGCCCAAGUUUAUGAAGAGGAUCAAGGUUCCAGACUACAAGGACCGGAAUGUUUUCGGAGUUCCGCUGCUGGUGAAUGUUCAGCGCUCAGGACACCCACUUCCUCAGAGUAUUCAGCAAGCCAUGCGUUACCUCCGCAACCAAUGCCUCGACCAGGUUGGGUUAUUCCGGAAGUCUGGAGUAAAGUCACGUAUCCAAGCCUUGCGACAGAUGAAUGAGACUUGCACAGAUGGUGUAAACUAUGAAGGUCAGUCUGCCUAUGAUGUGGCAGAUAUGCUUAAACAGUACUUCAGAGACCUGCCAGAGCCACUGAUGACCAGCAAACUUUCAGAAACCUUUCUUCAAAUCUACCAGUAUGUCCCGAAGGAUCAACGUCUGCAGGCGAUCCAGGCUGGCAUCAUGCUGCUGCCUGACGAGAACCGAGAGGCUCUGCAGACCCUCCUUUACUUCCUCAGUGAUGUCGCAGCUGUUGUCGAGGAAAACCAGAUGACACCUACAAAUCUCGCAGUGUGCCUGGCCCCUUCACUCUUCCAUCUGAACACUCUCAAGAGAGAAAACUCCUCCCCAAGAGUGAUCCAGCGGAAACAAAGCCUGGGCAAGCCUGACCAAAAGGACCUGAACGAAAACCUGGCCGCUACGCAGGGUCUAGCCCACAUGAUCGCCGAGUGCAAGAAACUUUUCAAGAUUCCAGAGGAAAUGAUGAGCCAGUGCCGUAACUCUUACAUGGAGCAGGAUUUGCAGCCAGUCACCUUGGAGCAGCUGGGCCAAACCAGCAAUGGUGAAUCGUCUGACUACCGGGCUCAUCUACAGAAUCACAUGCAUUCUCUGCUGAAGGAAGCCAAGGACAAGUUUAAAGGCUGGGUCAAUUGUUCAACGUCAGAGUCAGCAGAGCUAGCCUACAAAAAGGUUUGUGAUGGCCCGCCUCUGAAACUAUGGAAGGCUUCUGUUGAAGUUCCUGUUGCCCCGGAAGAUGUUCUCUGGCGGAUACUGCGUGACCGCCAUCUCUGGGAUGUUGACCUACUUAGUUCGAAGGUCAUUGAAAAUUUGAAUAGUCAAACAGAUAUCUAUCACUACGUGCAAAGCAGCAUGGCCCCACACCCAACCCGAGAUUACGUGCUCAUAAGGACCUGGAAGACAAAUUUGCCUAGGGGCAGCUGUGCACUGGUGGCCACGUCGGUAGAGCACAAUGGAACAUCAGUGGUUGGCGGAGUCCGAGCUAAUGCCCUUACCUCACGAUAUCUAAUAGAGCCCUGCGGGUCAGGGAAGUCUAAGCUCACCUACUUGUGCAGGAUAGACACAAGGGGAAGGAUGCCAGAAUGGUACAAUAAAGUUUUUGGACACUUGUGCGCAGCGGAAGUUGUUAGAAUACGGGACUCUUUUAUUAUUCACGGCUCCGGCAGUCAAGAAACCAAGCAUUAGGGGACACCUUCCAAUAAACUAGCCUGUUAACUCUGAAGCACGGUGCUUCAAAGAAUAAUGUUUGAAAGGAAACUGGUGGACCUGCAUUAUACGUUUAUGAGAGGUCUGCAUGAAUCAGACCUUGAAUAGAUGAUUUUAUUUUUUAAAGAAUUCUUAAUUUUGACUGUAACGAUAUACUUUAAAAAGCUGCUUAAUUCAUUCAUGAGGGCUGAGAUAUAGACCUUUACUGGAAUACAGUUGGAAUAAUGGUCUUUAUUAAAAAUGAAGUGCAAAGUUGCAUUGCAUUUCCUUGUUUAGUGGCCACAAUUGCUUCUAUGAAGCAUCAAGCAUUUUGUGUAAUGUAAAUCAAGCCCUGGUGCAUACUUGUGAUUUUUUUUUCUAUUAUUCUCCAUAACUUCCUUGUUUAUGAAACAUUGUUGUUAUUUUCAGAGUUGUGCUUUUCUGUUUCGCUUACUUGGUUCAGUUAUCUAGCUAGCAUGGUGCACCUGGAGGCGUGUGUGAUUGAGGAUGUUUCUAAGCAAUUGAAAUGUGGGAGAUUGUGUAAAGAGUGGUGUCUGGUACACUUCUUGCUUGGAACAUAAUUUGCAUGGCAGAAUGACACCCAUCAAUUGAGGGUCCAGUGGAAUUUAAGGUUUCAAUAUUGUAACUUAUGCAAAAGACAAUGAGGACCACUUUAGGGCCACUUCUCUCCGUCGGAACUUUGUUUCUUUCUCCCCCUCAUGCUAGAGUCAUACUAAUUUCUACAUCUGAGAGUCUUCCCUGCCUAGUAUUUGAAUAGGUUUCCUUGGAGAACACUCUUAAACCCAAUAAAUCUUUGAUUGUACAGCUAAGACACUAGUUAUGUCUUUAAAGUUGGAAGGGGGAUUCUUUUGAUGAACAAUACCUCAUUUUUUUUCGUACCCAUGAUUCAAGAUCUUCAUGUAGUCUUGAAAGCUUCGAGGGAUAGAAGCAAUUUUAAAAGCAGUGACAGGUCUACAUUUUACCAUACCAAAAACAAACUAGGCCACGUUUUUAAUAAAAGGCAUGUAGCUUCAAGGUGAAGGCAAUGUUCUGAACUUGUUGCCAUGGAGUAUUAAAUGAUGUAUCUUUUAAAAACAAUACCAGGAAUUGUCAUGAAAGAGAACAUCCUGGAUCUUUACUGGGAGCCCGCUGCAUGUAUUUUAGUCAGUUCUAUCUGUUUUGCAUUGUGAUAAUGUUAGAUAAACUAAAAUAGUUCUUGAGUAGGGUGCCACCCUUUAUCACCCUACAUCCCCUUUUGCAGCAGAUUUCAAUAUCCCAACAUCACCUUCUGCUGAAAAUUGACUCUGAAAACCAAGGCGUGCAAUAUUUUGGCUUAAGGUGCUAACUUGCAACCUCCUCGAACAUCUUCAACCCAUCCCACUUAGUUUCAUGUUGUCAGGAGAAAAAUAUUUACCAUGAUAGUCUCUGCACCACGAUUGCUAUCCUGAGCAACAUCCAUUGAUGCUAAUUCAAGGUUAGGCUUGGCAGACUCUUCCCAACUGGCUGCCAGUGAUAGGAAGAUAUUUAAAAACGCAAACAACAGGAAUUCUGCAGAUGCUGGAAAUUCAAGCAACACACAUAAAAGUUUUAAAAGUUUUAUGUGUGUUGAUAGGAAGAUACUUAUGUUUUAAAGGAUGCCAUUACAGUGGUUUUGAUUUGGAGCAGAACACUUGAGAUUGUUAAAAUUCUAUCAUGGAAAAUGAUGGAGACCUUUUUUUCAGAAAUCUGAUUUUUAUUCGAUUUCAAAGAAAAAAUAUGAAACAAAUUGUUACAGAAAAUACAAAUCUGAAGAAAGUAUUCAGGAACUCUCCUGCCUUCUACUUUAUCACUCUGUUCUUUCCUUACCUCCCCCAUUUCUGUGUUUGUUUUAUCUCUAUGUUUUCCUUGCUUUGAUGAAAGGUCAUUAUUGGAAACAUUGUUUCUUUUUCCGCAGAUGUUUUCCUGCCUCUCUAAGUGUUUCCAGUAUUUAUUAUAUAUAGAACAAGGAACAGCAUAUCCAUGAAGGUUACUGAUUAUGGUAGAAACCCUGAUAGUGACCUGCCAGGAAAGAGAACUGGCAAGUGCUAACUGUUUCAAUCCCAAGAUACAUGUUUCAGUCUAAUGGGCCAGCAAGCUUUAGUCAGGAGUUCAAUCACAACCAUUUCAGGGGUGCUUCUGGUGUCCUGAGAUGAAAUAGAUGGAAGUUACUGGAUUUAUUUUUGGCCUUCCAGUCUAGGAUCUUGGCUGGGAUCCACAAGACACUACUUUCAAGAGAAGUCUGGUUUAUGUUCGUGAAUCCCCACCUAAUGCAAUGACCCAGAGGCCCCGUUCUUAAAGCAACCUCCAAACCUUGAAGGAGGGAGAUAUUUGAAUUUCAAACACAACUCUGCCAAUGUUACAGUUAAGAUGUUCUGCGUUUACAGGGCCCAUGCAGUAAUACAAAAUAAUAUUGUGUUUUGAUUGUGUAUGUGAUGAAUAUGUUUUCCUUGGACUGUAUGGCUUUUUCAUAUGUCUAUCUUAAAACUAUUCCCAGGCAUACGUGUGUGGUGCCACAUUAUUACAACUGAGUUGUGGACCUCCAAAUAAUAUUAUGAUGUAUAUUUACUUAGUUUUCAUUACAUUUCGUAUCACUCUACAAUUCCCAUCAAAGAUUUAAUAUCCAUGGUAUUAGAUAAUAUUGGAAAUAGAAAGCAACAGAGGAUGUCCAACUAUUGACAAGUAAUCCAGACAUGUUAAUGAUAAUCUAUAACCUUUUAUUGCUUUUAUUUUUGUUUUAAUUUCGGUUUUCUAUCAUCACCUGACAAUCAUAAGAGUUUGUUAGCAAUCACAGGGUGUGAGGUGCCAAGUGGUCCUCAAAUAGAAAGUAGCCUUUCUUACAGGUUUUACUGUAACAUUGCUGUUUGUUUGAGGCUUUAAAUGGAAUGUAGUUAAUGCAUAUGCUGCCAUUGGGAAUUCAAUAACCCUUUUUUAUUAUCUGGGUGCUGGAGCCCUAAGUGAGCAGAAUUUAAAAGAAGGAUUUAUCUAAUAUUGUUUAAAAUAUUUACCAUUCAGUGUUAUGUAAAGAGCAUUUAGUGAAAUUUGUGACAAUGAAAUCAAUUUUAUUAGUAAUCUAUCAGUGUUGUCCCUUCACUUUACAAUGCUAGCUUAUCUCUCUGUUUUGUUACCAGAAUUCCUUUGGUAUUUGUAUGUAGAUUUUGAAGUCACUGUAUAUACCAUUGUAUUGUAAACACAUACACAUGUCUAGCUGCAUAUUGCCAAAUAGGGAUAACGCAUGUUAUUAAUUAUUUAAAUAUUCAUGUAUUUAUACCUCAAUUAUACUUUUUGUACCUUUCUAAAAUAUUGUAAAUAUUUUACUUUGUCAAAGCUAAGGCAUAAAGAAACUAGAACGUGUUUAUAUCUUUGUAUGUCUGUACAGUUAUAACCAUCAA
Messenger RNA from Mobula hypostoma (lesser devil ray), 8484 nucleotides. RefSeq names its product DLC1 Rho GTPase activating protein (gene dlc1). The coding region runs from base 503 to 5077 and encodes 1524 amino acids. Gene Ontology annotation, cellular component: focal adhesion; membrane raft. The record is from RefSeq and is a predicted model, not a curated record. Gene Ontology annotation, biological process: regulation of Rho protein signal transduction; signal transduction; actin cytoskeleton organization. The transcript is spliced from 19 exons. Gene Ontology annotation, molecular function: protein binding; GTPase activator activity; lipid binding. Lineage: Eukaryota; Metazoa; Chordata; Chondrichthyes; Myliobatiformes; Myliobatidae.